Molecule: messenger RNA, 1404 nt
Organism: Sinocyclocheilus grahami
Lineage: Eukaryota; Metazoa; Chordata; Actinopteri; Cypriniformes; Cyprinidae
Product: junctional adhesion molecule B-like
Exons: 11
Coding region: 132-1049 (305 amino acids)
Biological process (GO): leukocyte cell-cell adhesion
Cellular component (GO): cell surface; tight junction; protein complex involved in cell adhesion
Source: RefSeq, a predicted model, not a curated record
CACAGCGCGUGUAGUCAGUCGGUGAUUUUGCGCGACUCAAACCCGGUUCAGAUUGUCUGGACACACACGCGUUUAUUUGAGCUGUUCGCGGACUGAUUCUUCUGGAAAGUUCGUCGGUGUUUGUGGAUAAAAUGUUUGUGUCUGUGGCUUUGCUGAUUGUAAUUCAGAGCGCAGCCGUCGUCCCCGUCACUGUCACCAGCCGCAGUCCUGGAGUGGAAGUGCAUGAGUUCUUGGACGCUGAGCUCUCCUGUGAGUUCAGGACAGAAAACGACAAGAAUCCUCGCAUCGAGUGGAAGAAGAUCGACAAGGAUGUGUCCUUCGUUUAUUAUGACGGCCAUUUCAUAGGGCCGUUUCACGGCCGCGCGGAGAUCAAGGGUGCGACGGUGCGAUUGCACAGAGUGACUCAGACCGACGCGGGCAAAUACCGCUGCGAGGUCAGCGCUCCGCAGGACACCAUCACGCUGGGAGAGACCAACGUCACGCUGACAGUGCUAGUGCCUCCGCACACGCCGUCGUGUGACGUGCCCAGCUCGGCUCUGACGGGCUCUCUGGUGCAGCUGCGCUGUAGGGACCGUCACAGCAUCCCAGCCGCCGUCUACACCUGGUUCAAAGACAACCGCGCUCUGCCCAUCCAACUACCCAACGCCACAUACACCAUCGACGAGAAGACCGGCGUACUGACGUUCCAGAAGGUCAGCAGAGCCGAUGCGGGUCAAUAUUACUGUGAGGCCAGAAACGGGGUGGGACCCGGAAAGAGCUGCUCGGGGACACGCAUGCAGAUUGAUGAUCUGAACGAGGCGGCGCUGAUCUCUGGAGUGCUGCUUCUGGCUCUGCUGCUGUUUCUCGGUGCGCUCGGAGGGGUUUGCGCUCAUCGGCACGGACUCUUCAGCCGACACAGAGGAAGGUCGUUCUGGAUCCCGCAGUGUCACGGCGCCGCUCACAUUAGCAGCCAGAACCUCCACAGAACCGAACACAUUCAAAAUUCAGGCUACAGUCAUCCUCCCAAAGAACCUCAGGAUUUCAAGCACACUCAGUCGUUCAUGCUGUGAUGGGAAGAGCACAGACGGAUGGAUGGAUGGGGAUUGUUGUGACACUGGAAGAAACAGCUGGAAAAACUCAAUAACAUUCAGUCUCUGCUGCAAUAAUGCUCCUCUGACGGUCUCCCGGAGCCUUAAACCAGUCGAGGACCUUUGACACGCCGUGCCUUUAUCCCAACUCAAUCGUGUGUGUAUCUACCGAGCGUGGAAUGGGCUGAAUUAUUGUACUUUUUAUCAGUAUUUGUGUUUUUGUUUUGGAAUAAAAAUAUCUGCUUUUUGUCUGAUUGUAUCUGAAUUGGAACAUUUAUUUAUUUAAGGUGAGCAGAAAUGAGAUUUCAUGCUGAAUGACAAAAUUAUGAGACCGAAA